UGAGCAGACCCUGCCAUGGAGGUUUUCGGGGAGGCGGCGCCGUACCUGCGCAAGUCAGAGAAGGAGAGAAUAGAAGCCCAGAACCAGCCAUUUGAUGCCAAGACCUACUGCUUUGUGGCUGACCCCGAGGUGGAGUACACCAAAGGGAAGAUCAAGGCUGCACAGGAUGGGAAGAUAACUGUGGAGACAGAGGAUGGCAGAACAGUUGCUGUCAAACCUGAUGAUGUGUAUGCCAUGAACCCACCCAAGUUUGACAGAGUGGAGGAUGUGGCCAUGCUGACCCACCUGCAUGAACCUGCCGUGCUCUACAACCUCAAGGACCGCUACAGCUCCUGGAUGAUCUAUGUAAGUUCCCUCUUCUGCCAAAGGAGAAAACACAGCCACAGGAGCUGGACUUCAGUGUUCACUCUGUUCCAUUUUUUCCUGGCAGACCUACUCGGGUCUCUUCUGCGUCACUGUCAACCCCUACAAGUGGCUGCCCGUGUACAACCCGGAGGUGGUGUUGGCCUACCGAGGCAAGAAGCGCCAGGAGGCCCCUCCACACAUCUUCUCCAUCUCUGACAACGCCUAUCAGUUCAUGCUGACUGGUGAGUUUUGCUAUUUUGAUCAGAAU
Molecule: messenger RNA, 613 nt
Organism: Empidonax traillii (willow flycatcher)
Lineage: Eukaryota; Metazoa; Chordata; Aves; Passeriformes; Tyrannidae
Product: myosin-3-like
Exons: 2
Coding region: 16-561 (181 amino acids)
Cellular component (GO): myosin complex
Molecular function (GO): actin filament binding; cytoskeletal motor activity; ATP binding
Source: RefSeq, a predicted model, not a curated record